GACCAAGACGACAAGUGAAGCCAUCCAUCACAAUUGAAGUGGUCAUAUCUCAUCUGAGACGGCAGCAUUUAUGAAACCCACAAUUAUUUGCUCUCAACACCCUUCUCACCUUCUCUGAAGACUUUUUAGCCCCCAAUCCCUACACAAAGUUGAUCAAUCAAAAUAGUCGGAGCAUUUUUGGGUUGCAGGUGAAGAUGGCCAAGAAGCGUGUCAUGGUUCCCGCCGAGAACAUCGACCUAUCCGCCGUCAAAUACCAGCAGGAAGAAAUCAAGGCUCCGCAUUUGACGGGUUUCUUUCUUAAGUUGUUUGUGUGGAUUGUUGAGGCCCCCAUUAUUGGUUCUUUGAUAAUCUCAUUGUUGAAGAAGCAGAAUAAGAUGACUCAGUUAUUGAGGAACACUGUGAUUCCAGAAGCACCCAUGUUCAAACCUGAAUUUCCUCCUCAAGAACCAGAAACCGGGGUUGUUGUUGUGGACGAGGAUGGAAAACCAGAAGACAGAGUUGAAGUGGCCUUGAAAUGUCUUCCAAACUAUGAUCCUGGUACCUGUUUGAAUGGGGAAGCAAGUCUAUCUUUCCGGUACUGGAAGAUUCGCGAUUAUGCUUAUGCUUAUCGCUCCAAGAUUGCGACCCCAUCUAUGGUUGCAGAGCACAUUAUUUCAGCUUUAGAAGAAUUCAGCAAUAAGAAACCUCCUCAACCUUUGUUACUAUCUUUUGACGCUAAAGAACUGAGGAACCAAGCUGCAGCUUCAACAAAGCGGUUUGAGGAAGGGAAUCCGAUAUCUAUCUUAGAUGGGAUUUUCGUGGCAAUCAAGGAUGAUAUAGACUGCUGUCCUCAUCCGUCCAAGGGUGGAACAACAUGGAUGCAUGAGGUUCGCACUGUCAGUAGGGAUGCAGUUUGCGUUUCAAAGUUACGUAGUUGUGGUGUGAUUUUUAUUGGGAAGGCAAAUAUGCAUGAGAUGGGCAUGGGUACAACUGGAAAUAAUCCAAAUUAUGGAACAACAAGAAAUCCCCAUGCACCAGACAGGUAUACUGGAGGGUCUUCCUCUGGCCCUGCAGCAAUUGUAGCAUCUGGACUAUGCUCUGCUGCCCUUGGAACUGACGGUGGAGGUUCAAUCCGCAUUCCUUCUUCGCUCUGUGGCGUAGUGGGUUUCAAGACAACAUAUGGACGGACUGAUAUAGGAGGGGCAUUAUGUGAUUCUGGCACUGUGGAAAUUAUUGGACCAAUUGCUUCUACAGUGGAGGAUGUUAUUCUAGUGUACUCAGCUAUUUUGGGCGCCUCUCUUGCAGAUAGAAUUUGUUUGAAACCGUCCCCACCUUCUGUGCCAGAUUUGUCAGUAUAUGAAAGUUUGAAUGUUCUGGGAUCCUUGCGACUGGGGAAAUAUACAGAGUGGUUUAACGACGUGCAUUCAACUGAUAUCUCUGAUAAGUGUGAGGAUGUUCUUAGUCUUCUAUCAAAAAAUCACGGUUGCGAAAUUGUGGAAAUUGUUAUACCUGAGCUCCAUGAAAUGCGUACUGCUCAUCUUGUUUCAAUUGGAUCUGAAUGUGCCAGUUCACUAAGUCCGGAUUGUGAGGAUGGAAAUGGUGUGAAGUUAACAUAUGAUACACGGACUAGUAUGGCCCUGUUCCAAUCAUUUUCUGCGUCAGACUAUGUUACUGCCCAGUGUUUUAGGAGAAGGAUUAUGUACCAUCAUAUGGAAAUCUUCAAGAAGGUCGAUGUGAUAGUGACUCCCACAACUGGCAUGACAGCACCCAAAAUUCCACCUAGUGCUCUUAAAGAUGGGGAGACAGACAUGCAGGUUACAGCUUUUCUUAUGCAGUUUAUCAUUGCUGCAAAUCUUCUUGGACUUCCUGCCAUUUCUGUACCUGUUGGCUAUGAUAAACAAGGACUUCCAAUAGGUCUGCAACUAAUUGGCCGUCCCUGGGGGGAAGCUUCAAUUCUGCGUUUGGCUUCUGCAAUAGAGGAACUCUGCAUGAAGUCCAAGAAGAGGCCUGCGUCAUAUUUUGAUGUUCUAAAAUCUAACUAAAGAGGUGCCUUCACAGCGAAAACAACCCUGUAGGCAAGAGUCUCAGUUUUCUCUAUGGGAAGACAGUUGAUUAUCAUUACAUGACGGUUGUUUUCAACAAGAAAAAACUUGGAGCUUGAUACUUGAUAGACAUUCAAUAAAAUUUCAAAAGUUUGUAGUGUAGUUGUGCCUCGAAUUUCCAAACUUGGGAAUUGUAUCAAUUUAUAUUUUUAGGACCCAAUGUUAUUUGUGGUCACAUUGUAAAGGCAGGCACAGGCCAUGUAAGGUACGGUAGGAAAUGAAACAGAUAACUUGUUUAUUUAGAUUCUAAACUCCAAAGAUUCAAAUUCAGAUUGUGUAAAGGCAGAAAAUUUGAACA
Messenger RNA from Rosa rugosa (rugosa rose), 2379 nucleotides. RefSeq names its product fatty acid amide hydrolase. The record is from RefSeq and is a predicted model, not a curated record. Gene Ontology annotation, biological process: N-acylethanolamine metabolic process. The transcript is spliced from 20 exons. Gene Ontology annotation, molecular function: N-(long-chain-acyl)ethanolamine deacylase activity. The coding region runs from base 195 to 2021 and encodes 608 amino acids. Gene Ontology annotation, cellular component: membrane. Lineage: Eukaryota; Viridiplantae; Streptophyta; Magnoliopsida; Rosales; Rosaceae.